Messenger RNA from Zymoseptoria tritici IPO323, 917 nucleotides. RefSeq lists its product as uncharacterized. Lineage: Eukaryota; Fungi; Ascomycota; Dothideomycetes; Mycosphaerellales; Mycosphaerellaceae. The record is from RefSeq and is a predicted model, not a curated record. The transcript is spliced from 5 exons. Gene Ontology annotation, biological process: alcohol metabolic process. The annotation marks the transcript as partial. Gene Ontology annotation, molecular function: zinc ion binding; alcohol dehydrogenase (NADP+) activity.
CACAAACUCUCAACCUACAGCAGGACCACCCAAAUACACAGCAAUCAUGCCUUACCCAGAGACCGCAACGGGCUUCGUGAUCAAGGAUCAAAAGAAGUGGCAGGAGUUUCACAAGGAGGAGUUCAAGCUCAAGCCUUUCGAAGACCGCGACAUUGACAUUGCCAUUGAGUGCUGUGGAGUUUGCGGCUCCGACGUCCACACCAUCAACGGCGGCUGGGGCGAGUCCCCACUCCCAAUUUGCGUCGGCCACGAAGUCGUCGGCAAGGCCAUCAAGGUCGGAAAAGAUGUCAAGACGAUCAAGGUUGGAGACCGUGUCGGUGUCGGUGCACAAAUCCAGGCCGAUUUGACUUGUGGCAACUGCAAGGCGGAUCAGGAGAACUACUGCCCCAACAUGGUCGACACAUACGGAGCUCCAUACUCUGACGGCACGAUCUCCCAGGGAGGAUACUCUUCGCACAUGCGUGCUCACGAGUACUUCACUUUCAAGAUUCCAGACAACAUCGAGAGCGAGAUCGCAGCUCCCAUGCUGUGCGCCGGUCUGACCGUCUACUCGCCACUGGUCCGCCUGGGUGCAGGUCCCGGCAAGAAGGUCGCCAUCGUUGGCAUGGGCGGUCUAGGCCACUUCGCCGUCCUUUGGGCUGUCGCUCUCGGCGCUGAGGUCUACGUUCUGUCUCACAGCCCCGGAAAGCGAGAGGAUGCCCUCAAGAUGGGCGCUAAGGAGUUCAUCGUGACCGGCGAGAAGGACUGGUUCAAGCCUUACGCUUAUACCUUUGACUUCAUCCUCAACUGCGCCGAUGCCACGCACAAGUUCAACCUCAAGGACUACUUUGGCACCAUGAAGGUCAUGGGCCGCUUCCACAACGUCGGUCUCGGGACUUCGCCGGCAACGGAUGCUACAUCGGCGCUUCUCACAUCGG